Messenger RNA from Alosa alosa (allis shad), 1279 nucleotides. RefSeq names its product surfeit locus protein 1. Lineage: Eukaryota; Metazoa; Chordata; Actinopteri; Clupeiformes; Clupeidae. Gene Ontology annotation, cellular component: mitochondrion; membrane. The transcript is spliced from 9 exons. Bases 92 to 1018 code for a protein of 308 amino acids. Gene Ontology annotation, biological process: mitochondrial respiratory chain complex IV assembly. The record is from RefSeq and is a predicted model, not a curated record.
UGAUUGGGUUAUGUAGUCAACCUGUUAUGUGAAACAUGUCCUGCUACCAGCACUGAACCCUUUUUAAUAGUUUGAAAUUCUGCAGCUAGCCAUGAAUAACCUGAAGAUCGUACUCGCAUUUUCCAAUUACACACUGAGGAUAAUUCAAACUAAUAAUUUCAUCCUUGUUCCAAAGAGAACAUUGUUUUCAUCUCGACAAACAUGGCCGACUCGUGGAAUUGUAUUUAGGGGGAAGGUUUUGAAUGUGACCCGUCAAUCCAGCUCCACUGCUACUCAAGCAGAGAAGGGAGAGGAUUCUUUCUUGAAGUGGUUCUUACUUCUGAUACCCAUCACCACUUUUGGCCUUGGCUCAUGGCAGGUGAGGCGCAGACAGUGGAAACUGCAACUCAUCGAGGAGCUAAGGAGUUUAACCACAGCUGAGCCAAUCCCUCUGCCCACUGAUCCCAUGGAGUUAAAAACCCUAGAGUACAGACGUGUGAAAGUGCGAGGGAAAUUUGACCAUUCCCAGGAGCUCUACAUCCUACCCCGGUCUCCUGUUGACCCAGAAAAGGAAGCACGAGAGGCAGGCCAGCUCUCAUCUAGCGGGGAGACUGGUGCCAACAUCAUCACUCCAUUCUACUGCACAGACCUGGGGGUCAAAAUUCUGGUCAACCGGGGAUAUGUACCCAAACAGAAGAUCAGACCGGAGACCAGAAUGAAAGGACAGGUGGAGGAGGAAGUGGAUGUUGUUGGAGUGGUACGACUGACCGAACAGCGCAAACCAUUUAUUCCCCAUAACAACGUGGAGACAAACCGCUGGUACUUCCGGGACCUGGAUGCCAUGGCGAUGGUCACAGGAGCCGAACCUAUCUUCAUUGACGCUGACCUAGCCAGUACAAUACCAGGAGGUCCAAUUGGCGGGCAAACCCGGGUCACUUUAAGAAAUGAACAUAUGCAGUAUGUCGUCACAUGGUACAGUUUAUGUGGAGCAACAUCCUACAUGUGGUAUCUUAAAUUCAUCAAGCGUGUUGCCUUGUAAAUGCAGCACAGGUUUGUGUGGUCGCCUGCUAAUGUAUGAUGUAAAACUUAUGUAAAUAUUGUUUGAAGUGGAUAUAUCUCUUCAUUAAAGACUAAGUUAAUUAUGCAUUUUAAGGACAAAAUGGACAAUGGUUGUAGGUGGGGGUGAAGGUAUUGGUCUCACCUUAGGGCACUGAGGUGCAGCUUUGCCUUAUCCAGGCACUGCAAUGAAUUGUGAUUUAGGCAAUAAAGUAUGCUGAAUAAAUGUAGUUAUUGUAAAAUG